CGAUUUAAUAACACAAGGUCCAAGACAGUGUCCGGCAACUCUAUCUCAUCAAAUGCUCAACUUUUUUUUUUGUAGUAAGAACAUUAAUUGGGUGCAUUAAUGAAGGUCACACAAAAGAAGGGUUAUAGAAGGUAAAUUAAAGGUGAUUGCAUACAAAAGUAUGUCUUUCAGUUUUUUUCACAGAGGAAGCUCAUGACACUCACCAAAGCAGCACGAAUGAAGUUCAAGUUUUUAAUUAGGCUUCACAUCAUCUCCUCAAAAUUUAUAUCAUCUCAUAUGUUCGAUCUUGUUUUCAUGUGACUCUCCUCUUCUCUACCGUGAGUCUCUUCAAUUUCCUAACCCUUUGUUAACGAUCAUAUAUACCUUGUUUCUCGCCGUACUAUUUCAUCCCAAUUUUUACUUUUACCACUUACGAUAAUAUAUCAUGAAGUCUCUUCUUCUCCUUGCCUUUUUCCUCUCUUUCUUCUUCGGCUCUCUCUUGGCUAGGCAUUUACCAACACCCUCCCAUCCAAGUCAUCAUCAUGUGGGAAUGACCGGGACAUUAAUGAAGCGUCAGAGGAGGAGGCCGGACACGGUGCAAGUGGCUGGGUCUAGGUUGCCAGACUGCUCACACGCGUGUGGCUCAUGCUCCCCAUGCAGACUUGUCAUGGUUAGCUUUGUGUGUGCAUCGCUCCAAGAGGCUGAGACUUGUCCAAUGGCUUACAAGUGCAUGUGCAACAAUAAGUCCUACCCCGUCCCAUGAUCAGCCUUUCCUACACUUAUUCUAUGCAUUCAACCGUUUUGUUUUCCUUUUGCUCCUCAUGUGUACGUAUAAGAUGCAUCUUUAAUUUCUUUCUUUUUUUCCAUUAUGUUGCUCUAAUUCCUCCACUCAAUAGGAAUCUUAAACACAGAUUAGUUAAUUCAGAUGGAUUAAAGGAAAUAUAUGGAAAUAUGAAAGCCACUCACCUUUUUGGGCUCUCUAACUGUAUUAUGGUCAGAUUGAUUGACAAAAAAAAAAAAAAAAAAACUGUAUUAUGGUCCAUGAGGCCGCAUUUAAGACUGCAACAACAAAAGUUGUACACAGAAUUAUAUUUAAAAGGCAACAACAAAAGUACGUAUACGUUGUUACCACCAAACUUUGGAGGCUCGCUAAUAAUAACCACACUACCCAUUUGUUAUACACCCUUUAUUUUCAACCAUAUCAUCUCACCUUCGUUAAAUGUUCCCACAAUUAGCUCAGUAUUUUACUAUAUACAUACAUACGCAUUCCCUCCACAAGAUCAAACAAACACACGAGCUUUCUCCUCUACAACAAAAACAAACAAUGGCUUCUUCACUUAUCACAUCCGCAGUCAUUGUCGUGCUUUUAAGCCUACUGCUUGGAUCUGCAGAGCAAGUGAGCGGACUACAUCACGUUCCCAAGUCCCCUAAGACCACUGAUGUCAAACACCCUGACUUUCUUGUAACCAUUGAGCCCAAACCAACUAUUCUUAUCCCCGGUGUUGGAAGGUUCUUGCUUCCUCCCAAAUGUAAGAAGCCGUUCUACCCUUACAAUCCUGUCACCGGAGCUCCUCUUACUGGUGGGGGAAUCCCAUCAUAUAAUGGUGGCCAAGGGGCGGGACCUCGCACCCAACUCCCUGGCGGCGAUGAUACGCUUGUCCCAAACCCCGGAUUUGAAGCUCCAACCCCGACUAUUGGAGCUGGCGCAGGAAGCAACGGCCAAGUUCCACCAGUGCCACUACCCUGAGUACUAUUAAUUUGUCAACAAAUAAGCAUACCUUAGAUGCAAACGGGUCUACUUUGGUGUCUUGAGUCUUGGUUAGAUAAGUAACCCUCUGCUUUACUAGCCGUUUCGUUAGUCAUAUGUUUGCCAUCUCUUUUUCUUUCUGUAUCUCUCUAUAUCUCCUUCAGAAAGAGAGAAUCUUGUGUCAUGUUCUUCAGAUGAAUUCAUUUAA
This is a messenger RNA of Arabidopsis lyrata subsp. lyrata, 1934 nucleotides long. Its product is annotated as protein EPIDERMAL PATTERNING FACTOR 1. Gene Ontology annotation, biological process: stomatal complex development; guard cell differentiation. Lineage: Eukaryota; Viridiplantae; Streptophyta; Magnoliopsida; Brassicales; Brassicaceae. The record is from RefSeq and is a predicted model, not a curated record. Bases 425 to 742 code for a protein of 105 amino acids. The transcript has 2 exons.